AUGCCUACACGACCAACAACAGCAUCAGACAACUUGACGAUACACACAAGUAAUCACCAUUCUAGCUUACCGGAUUGUAUCUCACAGGGCGGAACUAUAGCUGAAUGGCAACCAAACACUUAUAAUCAGAACUCGCAUGUCAGAGUCCACAUGCCCGAUGGCAGCGACAAGUUCUUCCCAAACGUCAAACGGGAUCAUCUACAAAUGUAUCUCAACGCUGGAAAAAUGGGUAUCCAUAGUAGUAUGAUCGAAAUCAGAAGCGAAAGGAGACACGGAGGAGACAUUGACCGAGACGGACUCGAUGGAAAUGAUUAUUCUUGUUCAUCUUCUACUAGUACAUCACGUGAUAUUUAUCAGGAAUCCGAUGACGAGGAUGACAGAGAUUUUGAGAGCGACGAUGACAUGGUCAUCGAGCACCGGUUUGGACACGGCGAGCAAUUACCAAAGAAUCAGCCAUUAUUUUUGAACUUUACUUCCGACCUUGCUACGCAGCAUGUUACCAGAAAAAAGACCAAGGAUAAGAAGCAGGUUACUUACAGAGUUAAUGGAGUCAACAUUCUCAACAGGUAUGCCGAAAGUGGGAUUGAGAGAGAGAGAUGGACAAAAGCAACAUUAGUGUGGUGUAUGGAACUACAGAACGAAAACGAUGCAAUUAAAAUCGAAUUGGGUUCUCUAAAGACAUUCAAACCAAGUUCAGCUCUGUCGACUGCAAUUCCGACAAGUGUUCCUCCACAGUUGACAGCUUCAUCUACGACAUCUUCUGCUUCUUCAGGCCAAACACCCGCAAUAGGCAGACAUCAGACAUUAUUACAAAGUCACACGCCUCCAGCAUGUUCAAUAUCAUCAUCAUCGCCAAAGUCACAUCAACCCGCUAUGACAUUGCCUUCCAUAUCGAACACAGACUUGUCCGCUGAGCCAGCAAGUCCGUUGAUUCUACCUCCUCCAUCCAAUCUACUGUCUCUUGAUAAGAGGAUACCGCUCGACAUGAAAUCAAAUCUAAAGCUGGAAUCCCUUUCGCAUUCUGUUCCUUCUUCGCCUACUCUCAAGGCGUCUGUUGGGAAUGCCAAUGGGAGCAAGCCCAGCAUCAAUCAUAAUAUCAACCAUAAUGUCAAUAGCAUCAACCACAAUAUCAGCCAUAACAUCCAUAACAUCAGCCAUAACAUCAGUCAUAACAUUAGUCAUAACAUCAACCACAAUAUCAGUCAUAACAUUAGUCAUAACAUCAACCGCAAUAUCAGUCAUGACAUCAACCAACAUAAUGUCAACCACAACGUGGUUCCACCCGAGAACAUAAUUCUCCCACCAAUAACUACAGAACUUUCCAAAGACUAUCAACACUUGCGAUCACCAAGUGAAUAUUGCAACGGAAGCGCAAAUGGCGGUGGAUGUUUUGACCAUAAUAAUAGUCGAGCGUCUCUACCAUUCAAGUUUGGCAGUAUAUCAUAUGUGUUACAUAGAAAUACUGGCCAGCAGAUAUCGAGCCAGUAUUACAUGCGAUGA
Paraglomus brasilianum is the source of this 1500-nucleotide messenger RNA. The record is from the annotation of a GenBank genome assembly. Lineage: Eukaryota; Fungi; Glomeromycota; Glomeromycetes; Paraglomerales; Paraglomeraceae.